AUGGAAUGGAUAAAUUCACUACCCAAAAUCGAGCUUCAUGCUCAUCUCAACGGCUCCAUAAGAGACUCCACACUUCUUGAGCUUGCUAGGGUUCUUGGUGAUAAAGGCGUUAUAGUGUUCACCGAUGUUGAAGAUGUCAUUCGGAAAAAUACUCGAUCUUUGGUUGAAGUCUUCAAGUUAUUCGAUUUGAUUCAUAAGCUCACUACUGAUCACCAAACUGUGACAAGGAUCACCAGAGAAGUUGUUGAAGACUUUGCUAAAGAAAAUGUGGUAUAUCUCGAGUUACGAACAACUCCAAAGAGGAACGAUUCGAUAGGUAUGAGUAAACGUUCUUAUAUGAAAGCGGUAAUCGAGGGUCUGAGAUCUAUCAGUGAAGUCGAUAUUGAGUUUGUUGCGGCAUCUGAUUCUCAAAAACUAGACAAUGUGUGUGAUGGGAUUCAGAGGAAGAAGAUUUUUGUUAGACUUCUUCUUAGUAUUGAUCGUAGAGAAACAACCGAGUCUGCAAUUGAAACGGUUAAGCUCGCAUUAGAAAUGAGAAAUGUCGGGGUCGUUGGUAUUGAUCUUUCAGGGAAUCCUCUGGUUGGAGAAUGGAGCACUUUCUUGCCUGCAUUACAAUUCGCUAGAGACAAUGAUCUUCACAUUACUCUUCACUGUGGAGAGGUCCCCAAUCCGAAAGAAAUCCAAGAUAUGCUUGAUUUCAAACCGCAUCGAAUUGGUCAUGCCUGUUUCUUCAAAGAUGAAGAUUGGACAAAGUUGAAAUCUUUCAAGAUUCCGGUCGAAAUAUGCCUAACAUCCAACAUUAUAACCAAAUCGAUAUCUUCGAUUGAUAUUCACCAUUUCGCUGAUCUCUACAAUGCAAACCAUCCAUUGAUUCUAUGCACUGAUGAUUUCGGAGUUUUCUCUACUAGUCUCUCCAAUGAGUACGCUCUCGCUGUCCGUUCCUUCGGUCUUAGUAAAAGAGAGACCUUUGCAUUGGCUAAAACCGCCAUAGACGCAACUUUUGCAGAAGAUGAAGUUAAGGAACAACUUAGAUUGAUUUAUGAUUUAGCCUCUCGGGAGUAUGUGUAG
Molecule: messenger RNA, 1068 nt
Organism: Arabis nemorensis
Lineage: Eukaryota; Viridiplantae; Streptophyta; Magnoliopsida; Brassicales; Brassicaceae
Source: the annotation of a GenBank genome assembly